Ostertagia ostertagi is the source of this 1929-nucleotide messenger RNA. The record is from the annotation of a GenBank genome assembly. Lineage: Eukaryota; Metazoa; Nematoda; Chromadorea; Rhabditida; Trichostrongylidae.
AUGCAGGAGGUGAAGAAGGCUAUCGAUGCACAGGGGCACUGCCUUCUGGAAAUGCCGUCCGGUACGGGGAAGACUGUAUCGCUACUUUCUUUGGUUGUGGCCUACAUGAGGAGAUUUCCUGAUCGCCUCGAUAAACUGGUUUAUUGUUCCCGAACAAUUCCUGAGAUUGAAAAAUGCAUGGAGGAGUUACGUGCUCUGUACAAAUUCUAUGAGCGGCAAACUGCAGGUGCUCCUCCAUUUGUGGCUGUAGCGAUGUCUGCUCGGAAAAAUCUGUGCAUAAAUGAAUCUGUAGCAUCGUUGAGGCAAGGUUCAUUGGUGGACGGUGGUUGUCAAAGGCUAACUGCUAGCUUCGUUCGCGCACGUCGUCAAUUUGAUCCGUCCAUACCGGCGUGUUCGUUUUUCGAGACCCUCAAUACUCAACAACAGUUCAGUCUCCCUCCUGGAAUAUACAACCUCAGUGAUCUUAAACAACUUGGUCGCGACCGUGGUAUUUGUCCAUACUUUGUCGCUCGAGAAGCGAUAAGGAAAGCUUCCAUAGUAGUGUACUCCUACCACUAUAUUCUCGAUCCCAAAAUCGCUGAAUUAGUGUCGAAAGAUUUCAGCCGCAGAUCGGAACAGGAAAGAGCUAAUGAUGAGCGAUUAGCGAAUCCUGUUCUAACCCGAUGCGAUAUAAUGGCUUCGUUGAUCGUGAGACACAGAAUGAGGAGCUCUCAGGUACUUCUCGAAAGUCCAGCCGCAUUCGUGAAAGACAUCCAGGAUAGAAUGUAUAUUGACAGAAAACCCUUGAGGUUCUGUGCUGAACGAUUGGACAAUCUGACGAGAACGCUCGAAGUUGCAGAUGGAUCUGAUUUCGAUGUUGAGGUUGUCCAAAGUAGCUCUCGGGCUGAUCUCGGUGAUGCGAGGUGGACUUCAAGGUUGGGAUUUUCCGUGAUCAUUGAGCCAAGUGAGUCGAAUCAACCUGCACAAUUAACGCUGUCAUGCAUGGAUGCUUCAAUCGCUAUCAGACCAGUUAUGGAACGGUUUCAAACGGUUGUGAUCACGUCGGGUACCCUCUCACCGCUAGAGAUGUACCCAAAAAUCCUUGACUUCGACCCUGCUGUUAUGGUGCUCACAAUGACUCUUGCUCGCCCCUGCUUGAGUCCUUUGGUCGUUGCGAGAGGAAAUGAUCAGGUGAAUCUUUGCUGUUUUCCAGAGAAGAGUGCACGAUCAAGACACUCUGGUAUCGUCCGAUUAGAAACCUGUUUCACUCAUAUCAUUUUUAUUCAGGUUGCGAUGACAUCUCGCUUUGAACAGAGGAAUGAUGUUGCUGUUAUCCGAAAUUAUGGGAAUCUGGUGCUAGAAAUGGCUGCUGUUGUCCCCGAUGGAAUGGAUCGUGGUAUUAUUCACAGCCUCGUCGCAACAGGACAAGUAAUAGCUGUGUGGUACGAUCAGCAUGUGAUCGACGAACUAAUGAAGUCCAAACUUUUAUUCAUAGAGACGAACGAUGCUUUAGAAACAUACAUCAUACAUACAUCCGUAGCUCUGGAGCAAGAGAAUGACUUUCUCACAUUUGACGCCAUGCGUCACACCGCACAAUGUAUGGGACGGGCACUUCGAGGCAAGACAGACUAUGGUCUCAUGAUUUUUGCAGAUAAGCGCACAGUCGCACUUGUUGGCGCUACUCGUAUAUGUGUUAGAGGUUUUCACGUCAAGAUAAACGCGGUAAACUUCCUCGCUGGAUGCAAGAAGUAUUUGGAGACGGCAUCAACAAAUUUGAGUAUUGACGAGGCCAGUGCAGUUGGCUCGACGGUAGGUAGUCUUUCAUGGCUGACACUGAUGGCUCAACCAUUCACAAAGGCUGAUCAGCUGGGUAUUUCGCUUCUCACUUCCGACAUGUUAAAUCCGAAAAAUAUGAAAAAGUUUGAAAAAGUGGUCGAACAUGUUGAUUAA